GGGACUUCGCCCGGCAGCCGUGGGCAGGGCUGUGGAAGUGGGAGGAGGAGGUGGAGCCUCCUUUUUCUAGGGCAUCUGUCACUUGCCCAGGGGCAUCACCGGGCUCUACCCUGCCAGUGUGCGAGGAGCGUGAAGCUGGGGCCUGUUCCCUGGACCUUGAGGAGCGCAUCUGAGACUUUUCCAGGCCUAUGUCGCUGGCCCCCCAGAAUCCGGAACAUGGCAGAUGGGGCGCAGGCCAACCCCAAAGGGUUCAGGAAGAAGGUGCUGGUUAGAUGCUGCUCUGGGUGGAGGGAUCCAAGCAGCAGGGCCUCUUCUCCUUCCAGAACAUUCAGGUCCAGCCUGGGAGUGAAGUUCUUCGCCAUCGCCGUCCUGGCUGGCAAUGUUCUGUCCGCAGCCCAGGGCAGCCUGCUCAACCUGAAGUCCAUGGUGGAGACCACCACAGGCCGAAGUGCAAUCCUGUCCUUUGUGGGCUACGGCUGCUACUGCGGGCUGGGGGGGCGUGGCCUGCCCAUGGAUGAGGUAGACUGGUGCUGCCACGCCCACGACUGCUGCUACCAGAAGCUCUUCGACCAAGGCUGCCGCCCCUACGUGGACCACUACGACUUCGGCAUGGAGAACGACACCGUGAUUGUCUGCAGCCAGCUCAACGAGACGGAGUGUGACAAGCAGACGUGUGAAUGUGACAAGAGCGUGGCUCUGUGCCUCAGGGAGCAGACGUACAGGGAGCAGCACCGCGGCUACCUCAACAUUUACUGCCAGGGCCCCACGCCCAACUGCAGCAUCUACGACCCGCCCCCGGAGUUCAUCUGCGGACACGGCUUCCCGUGACCCCUGCCCCGCCCCAGCGCUUCCGAGGUCUGAGAGCCAAGUGGGAAGCGGGUCUGUCCCGGGGCCAGACAGAUGGAGCAGAAAGGGUAGGGCCCGGGCAGGAGCCCAGGUGCCCGGUGGCCCUCCCCAGGGCCCUGCAGCAGGCCUGGCCCCAGAGGACUCGGGAGCCUGCCCCUGCCUGUGACCACAGGCUGGUCCCACAGAGCUCUGGGCACGGCUUCACCCCGGUGCUGGUCCUGGACUUGGUGGGAAGCACAUGGCUUGUUGGGGUCUCCCCUGAGUGUGGAAGUCAAGGCCCGGGAGAUGGGAGUGCGUCCUCUCUGCCGGCCCCAGCUCGGCUCCCUGACCUGGCCCUUGGGCCUCCAGCACGUGCUUGGCUGUUUCCUGGGACCCGGUUCCCAGGCAUCGACGGGGCUGUGAGGCCUGGCUUCUGGGGUCCCUGGCCAGCCCUGCAGGAUGAUUAGGAUGAUUCUUCUGUGCUUUGGGGGCGUGUGAGCCCAUUAACACAGCAGGUGGCCCCACCCACCUCCACGUGCAGGCCCACAGGGCAGCUACCAGCCCCAGAACCCCUGUUGCUCGAAGUGCCUCUGAGCAGACUCCUGAGCCCGCAUGCAUCCAGGGAUCAGGUGCAGGAUGUCAUCCCUUGAGCAUACAGGGACAGGAUGGGGACACAGCCCAAUAUACCCACCCCCACAGCUCCUCUCCUCACCGACUGACCCAGCCCCCACCGAGGACACCACUCGUCUGAGGAGGACUCUGAGCACCCCCGACAGGGAGCGUGCAGGGCCCAGCCCUCCAGGCCCUCCCUGAAGCUGCCAGAGGCAGGAAAGCAGGCCCCCGUCUCCCUAAGAGAGUCAGGCGUCAGGAGUCACGAAGGUGGAAGGGAAGGUGCUCAUGCAGGACACUGGGAAGAAAGUUCCAGAAGGCAACAGGAGGGAGCAGAGUGGGGAACAGGAAGCAGGAGACGGGAGCCAGGUGAGAAGGCGAGGGCCAGUUCGUUAGAAAGGACAGGAGUGCGAGAGGCACUGGGGUGGGCGCCUGUGGAUCUGGGGACUUGCAGGCUGAGGUGCGGCUUCUCCGCUGUGCCCAGCACUGGUGUCCCUCAGGUGCGCCUUCCCCUGGCCGCAUGUUCCCUCAGUGUCAGUGGCCUCCAGCUAGAUGGCCUCACAUCCACCUCCUACCAUGUCAACCCCAAGGAGGCCACCCUGGCCUGGACCACUCUUAGCAAGUUCAGCCUGCCCGGCAGUGCCACCUGGAAGUGCCCACUGCCACUAAGGAAGGAAAAGCAAGCAGGGUGGAGGAGGCCAGGAGAGACACCCAGGAAGAGGGCAGGAGAGGCCAAGAGCCUCUGGGAGCAGCCGUGGGACUAAGCGGGGAGGCUGCAAUGGCGGGGGGACUCUUCCCAGGCUCGCCUCGUGCCAGCAGUAGUGACAUGAUGGGGACCUGUUGUGCUGACCAGACUGCCCGGUCACGGGAUCUUCCUGUCUACCUUCUCCAGGAACUCAGUCAACAGGCCACCCUUCACCCCUCUUUGGCGGGCCCCCCAGUCUCUAGGUCGAGGGCCCCACCAGGUCAGGGGCAGAGCAGGGCCAGGGUGGCAGGAGCCUCCUGCAGGGUCUUGCCCUGGCCUGUGGGCCCCUCCUCGUGUGCACACAGCCUGUCCUGGAGCUGGGCCAGCACCGGGGAUGAGUGUCUGCUGCUACGGGUCCCGCCCCUCAUCCCAGACCCCCCAGAUCGCCCACGGGACUCAGCAUCCCUUCCGCAAAUUAAUAAAGA
Molecule: messenger RNA, 2604 nt
Organism: Sciurus carolinensis (gray squirrel)
Lineage: Eukaryota; Metazoa; Chordata; Mammalia; Rodentia; Sciuridae
Gene: Pla2g2f
Product: phospholipase A2 group IIF
Exons: 5
Coding region: 217-828 (203 amino acids)
Biological process (GO): phospholipid metabolic process; lipid catabolic process; arachidonate secretion
Molecular function (GO): phospholipid binding; calcium ion binding
Source: RefSeq, a predicted model, not a curated record